Molecule: messenger RNA, 1904 nt
Organism: Trichoderma virens Gv29-8
Lineage: Eukaryota; Fungi; Ascomycota; Sordariomycetes; Hypocreales; Hypocreaceae
Exons: 1
Coding region: 284-1531 (415 amino acids)
Biological process (GO): transsulfuration
Cellular component (GO): cytoplasm
Molecular function (GO): pyridoxal phosphate binding; cystathionine gamma-lyase activity
Source: RefSeq, a predicted model, not a curated record
AUAGAUUUUCCGUGUUGAGCUGUCGCGUCGCAAGAUCGGAGGCCGAAACCAAAGACGCUAUAUCCACCUCCGGCACCUUUCCCUUCACGACCUUUUUUUUUUCCAGGAUCCCGAACCGCCGCAGAUAAGAUAAAGAAAGCAGACCCUGCAUAAAAAAAAAAUCAGCCCCUCCACCAGCGUCCACACACAGGGAGCGAUUGAGAUCAACUCGGAUCUCUUUCCACCACCGCCUACCUCAAAUACCUUUUACCUUUAUACACAAAAUUCACCUCGAACAAUCACAAUGUCUCCCCCUGUGACCUCCGACCCCGUCACCACGCCCCAGCGGCCCCCGACCCCCGUCCAUGCCUUUGGCACUCUAGCCGUCCACGCCGGCGCUCCCAUCGACCCCGCGACGGGUGCCGUGAUUGAGGCCAUCUCGCUGUCCACAACAUUCGCCCAGUCGGCUGUUGGCAAGCCCGUGGGCAUCUACGAGUACUCGCGGUCGUCCAACCCCAACCGCGACAACUUCGAGACGGCCGUGGCCGCUCUGGAGCACGCGCGAUAUGCCCUGGCCUUCUCCUCCGGCAGCGCCACCACGGCCACCAUCCUGCAGAGCCUGGCGGCCGGCAGCCAUGUCAUCUCCGUGUCGGACGUCUACGGCGGCACCCACCGCUACUUCACGCAGGUCGCCAAGGCCCACGGCGUCAAGGUCACCUUCACGCCCGAGAUCGAGGUCGACAUUGCCGAGCACAUCAACGACCAGACCCGUCUGAUCUGGAUCGAGACGCCCAGCAACCCGACACUGCGCCUGGUCGACAUCCGCGCCGUGGCCUCUGUCGCCCACAAGCACGGCGUCCUGGUCGUCGUUGACAACACAUUCCUGUCUCCCUACGUCCAGAACCCUCUGGAGCUGGGCGCUGACAUUGUCGUCCACUCCGUCACCAAGUACAUCAACGGCCACAGCGACGUCGUCAUGGGUGUUGCCGCCUUCAACAGCGACAACCUCAAGACCCGCCUGAGCUUCCUCCAGAACGCCAUUGGCGCUGUGCCUUCAGCCUUUGACUCGUGGCUCGCUCACCGUGGUCUUAAGACGCUGCACCUGCGCGCUCGCGAGGCCAGCAAGAACGCCACCACUGUCGCCCACGCCCUUGAGGCCUCUCCCCACGUCAUCGCCGUCAACUACCCCGGCCUUGACUCCCACCCCCACCGCCACAUCGCUCUCAAGCAGCACCGCGAAGGCAUGGGCGGCGGUAUGCUGUCCUUCCGCAUCCGCGGCGGCCACGCCGCUGCCGAGCGCUUCUGCCAGGUCACCAAGAUCUUCACCCUCGCCGAGUCCCUGGGCGGCGUUGAGAGCUUGUGCGAGGUUCCCAGCAGCAUGACCCACGCUGGCAUCCCCCGUGACCAGCGCGAGGCCGUCGGCGUCUUUGACGACCUCGUCAGACUGAGCUGCGGUGUCGAGGAUGCCGAGGAUCUCAAGAACGACGUGCUCCAGGCUCUGGAGCUCGCCGUUUCCUUCACCAAGGGUACCAACGGCACCAACGGCCACUAAUUCACCACUCCCUUCUUCUUUUUUUUAUUUUUUUCUCUUUUCUUUUUAGUCUUUGGUCUUUGGAUGAGUCAUGAGCGUUUUCGAUCAACUCUUAUAGACGGUGAAAGCAGCGUUUAAAGCAGGUCUACCAACCCUGAAACACAGGAAGGGGAAACCAAGCUACAGAUGGGGGGGAAACGGGGGAGGACAAAAAGGCAGUAUUGGUAAUACCAAGCUGGGGCAUGAUACGGCGUGUGAAUGUGAUUUCCCCAAAUACGGGUUAAUCUAUUUGUUAUGCGGUUUUACUAUUUUGGGCUUUUUUUAUUAGGCAUUGGGUGUGUACAGACAACUACUAAGCUGUAGACCGAUGAAUGGGAUCAUGGUUUGAAUGCCU